GUCGGCUUUCCUACGGCGGGCGAUCGAUCUCCUUGGCACCAUGUUUAGCUGGUGACAACUGCAACUGUCUCUCGCUCCGCCAACAUUUUUUCGUUUCAGGGAAUGGAGAUCGUGGAGUGUCAAAAUCCCCUCUGUCCUUAAAAAAACAAAGGGGAAAACCCUCUCUCCGGCACCGCGAUAAAACGCACAUCCCUCUCUCCAUCCCUACGGCUAUAGAAAGAUUCUCUGUGGAACCGCGAACCAGGAAACCAAUUAAAUGGGCCAGGAGGGGAUCGAAUUCAAGACGCCUGGGAGGGAGCGAUCCGGCCUCCCCACCGCCCGAGCCAGCGGCAGGUCUCGCCGGCGGCAGAUCAAGAAGACCUUCAACAACCUCAAGAUCACCGUCCUCUGCGGCCUCGUCACCAUCCUCGUCCUCCGCGGCACCAUCGGCGUCGGCAACCUCGGCGGCCCCGCAGACGCCGACUCCGACCAGAAGGUCGUCGAGGACAUCGACCGCAUCCUCCGGGAGAUCCGCUCCGACUCCGAUCCCGACGACGAGCCUCCUCUCGACUCCACUGCCUCCAAUUCUACCACCUCCGCCGCCGCCAACGUGACCACCGCCGCCAAGAACUACACCCUCGGCCCCAAGAUUUCCGACUGGGACGAGCAGCGUAGGCGGUGGCUGGCGGAUCAUCCGGAGUUCCCGAGCCGGAUAGCCGGCGGCAAGCCCCGGAUACUCCUAGUGACUGGAUCCCCGCCCAGCCCCUGCGACAAUCCCAUCGGUGACCACUACCUCCUCAAGGGUACCAAGAACAAGAUCGACUACUGCCGGCUCCAUGGGAUCGAGAUCGUCUACAACUUGGUUCAUCUGGACCUGGAGCUCGCCGGUUACUGGGCCAAGCUCCCGCUGAUCCGCGGCCUCUUUCUCUCCCACCCAGAGGUAGAGUGGAUCUGGUGGAUGGACAGCGACGCCCUCUUCACUGACAUGGCCUUCGAGAUCCCGCUGUCCCGCUACGACGCCCACAACCUCGUCAUCCAUGGCUACCCGGACCUCCUCGAGCAGCAAUCCUGGAUCGCCCUCAACACCGGCAGCUUCCUCCUCCGCAAUUGCCAGUGGUCGCUCGACCUCCUCGACACGUGGGCGCCGAUGGGCCCCAAGGGCCCCGUUCGAGAGGAGGCUGGUCGGAUUCUUACUGCCAACCUCAAGGGCCGGCCGGCAUUUGAAGCUGAUGACCAGUCUGCUUUGAUUUACCUCCUUAUCUCGCAGCAGGAUCGCUGGUCGGACAAGGUCUACAUUGAGAAUUCAUACUUCCUCCAUGGAUUCUGGGUUGGACUGGUGGACAAAUAUGAGGAGAUGAUGGACAAGCACCAUCCAGGGCUCGGGGAUGAGAGGUGGCCCUUCGUAACACACUUUGUCGGGUGCAAACCAUGUGGCAGCUAUGGGGAUUACCCUGUUGAGAGGUGCCUCGGCAGUAUGGAGAGAGCCUUCAACUUUGCGGACAACCAGGUGCUUCGUUUAUAUGGAUUUGGACACAGAGGACUGUCGAGCCCCAGAAUCAGGAGGACUAGGAAUCAGACAGCAAGACCAUUGGAAUUCAAGGACCAGCUAAAUCUCCAAGCCAAGGUAUCUAUUGGGUAAGCAAGCAAGGUUGGCCACAAAAUCCGGUCUUGCUGCUGUCUCAGGUCAGCUUCAUGACUUCAGUUGUGUUGUAUGAUGAUCAACUUAACUGGUUAUGUAAUUUCAAACUUCAGGGUGCAACCUUUUUCUUUUUUGGAUAGCAUUGAACUUUUUGGUUGUUAAAUUCAUUUAGGGGAUUCUAAUCAAUGAAACAAGGUGGAGCAAAUGAGGGCAUUCUUUUA
Molecule: messenger RNA, 1839 nt
Organism: Elaeis guineensis (African oil palm)
Lineage: Eukaryota; Viridiplantae; Streptophyta; Magnoliopsida; Arecales; Arecaceae
Product: probable glycosyltransferase 2
Biological process (GO): xyloglucan biosynthetic process
Cellular component (GO): trans-Golgi network; endosome; membrane
Molecular function (GO): hexosyltransferase activity
Source: RefSeq, a predicted model, not a curated record